Messenger RNA from Callorhinchus milii (elephant shark), 9323 nucleotides. RefSeq names its product A kinase (PRKA) anchor protein 11 (gene akap11). Gene Ontology annotation, biological process: intracellular protein localization. The record is from RefSeq and is a predicted model, not a curated record. Gene Ontology annotation, molecular function: protein kinase A binding. NCBI's taxonomy places the organism in Eukaryota, Metazoa, Chordata, Chondrichthyes, Chimaeriformes, Callorhinchidae. Gene Ontology annotation, cellular component: cytoplasm.
CUCGAUUUGGCGGUGCUGGAUUGAGAGGCCUGGAGUACAUCACAGGGAAAAAUAACAUGAAGCGGAUCAGAGGCCGAGAGAGACCCCGGACCCGGUAGUCUCUAGGCUGAUUACCUCUGGCAGUUCCUGAGGGUCAUCGUACACCAUGGACAACAGGAUGAGAAGUGGUCGUUCAAAACCCAGAGCAUCCCUAAAAAAGGAGAUGCUGAGUCACCAGCAGCAAAUUUCAAUGAGGUCCUUGCUGCAGAGUAAGACGCCCCUAUGCUGUGUAACAGCCGGCCUGUUUUGGAGAGAAGAUGAAAAUUUAACUCUGGUCACUUUUGUGGGGCUUUCCAGUGUGAAAGAAGAUGCAAAUGCUGCAGAAAUCCAGACACUGACUACUAUUUCCCCUGAGCUUCCUAGUUUACUAAGCUCACUGCAGCUCUACAGCCUAAAGAACACUGAAAUUGCUCUUUUGACAGAUUUGAAGAAACACUCCAAACUAAAAGAGAAUACUGCAUUCCAGCAUUCCCCAUCGGAAGUGGUAUGUGUGGUUAGGUAUCCUGCAUUGUGGAGCUGCACUGAUUCUCCUGUAUUCUCCAUGCUAAGCAAAUACACAAUAGGAAUAAAAUCUUCAUUAGAUGUUCAUUCAGCACAGAAAUACCAAACGGAUGUAUAUCACACAGAGGACGAUGACACUAACCAGUCGGUGUCUUCCAUAGAAGAUGACUUUGUGACUGCUUUUGAGCAUUUAGAAGAAGAAGAAGUAGGGACCACACAUGGGAACACUGGACUGAGCCCCAGUAUUACCAAGUACCAGCGAGACGUGGCUUCGCAAACCUUCCCACUCCAACUACCCGCUUGUCCUGAGUUGCUUCCUUUAUGCUCCCCUACAACCCAAGCCUCCAGAAAAUCUCUUCCUCCUUUACUCACUAAUACUGUACGCCCAGAAGCUUCAUCUUUUGUUAAAAGUUCUGUUACAACAAGUUCAGACUCCAGAAAGCAAAGAAGUUUUUACAUAGUGUGCAACCCUUCUGUGCAAAGAUCAGACGUCAAGCAGGAAUAUGUACCUAGUAUCUCUCCAACUGAGUCUGAAGAUUCCGAAUGUUCAAGCCCGAGUCCAAUAAUUUUCUUGGAUGAGGAAGGGUACCAGAAGAGUCUGAAAGCAACACUGGAAAUACCCAAACUCCCAAUACUUAAAGAUGACAUUGAGGAUUCUGAUUCAGAAGUAAGUGAAUUUUUCGAUAGCUUUGACCAGUUUGAUGAGCUGGACCAAAUCUUAGUGAAUACAUCUGCCAAACGGAAAGUAGAGUCUAGUUCUGGAAAUCCAUCUCCGAAAAUGAAGUUCGGAGAAAAGCUGACUUCAGACUUUACACUAAAACGAUGCACUACAGCAGCUGCUGCUAUGAAUCCACAUAAGUUUGACCAUCCAACCUUACCUGCUGAUGUAAAGAAGCCUACACCUCGAAAGCCAGAAUCACCCUACAAGAGUCUGUCUGAUGUCCCUGACUCUCCUCGACCAAUGAAUGUCUCUGGAGAAGAGAGUAGCCCAUUGUUCAGUCCAAUCCAUUCGUCUGCAUUCAGCCCAUUAGGUAAUUCAGAGUGUUUGGGGAGAAUGGAUACAGACAGUAAACCACGGAAUCUUGGAGGGCUUUUUAAUACCUAUUCUGAUUACGCUGACAAUAUUUCCGAUGAUAUUCUUAAUUCUGUUUUCAGCUAUCCGCAUCCUGCAGAUUUUGAGAGUAAAAUAGAUGAAUGCCGUCAUGCUGCACAGUUGACAAGCAGAGUGGGACUUGCUAAAGAGAUGACUUUCGCUGAAACCCCUAAUUCUGAAGUACCUGUGGUUAUUUCUGAUAAACAGGCAGGUUCAAAUACAUUAAAGAAUGGCAUUCAGAGACUUGCUACAGAAGUAGUUGAAAAAAGUAUUGGAAAUGCCUUUAAAGAUCUACAAAAAGGUGUUUCUUCAUGCACCAGUGCACUUUACCACCUGGCUACUCGACUGACAUCUUCUGUGAUCCAAAUGGCUUUUCAGGAGAUAGGAGUUCGCCGAGCGUUUUCACUGAAGGAGAGUGCUGUCAAUAAUUUAGCUAACUAUUUGGUGGGUGAAGCAAUUACAGGAGCCAUGAAAGAGUUGGAGCUUGUAAAGAAACAAAUUUUUAACAAUGCGGUAGCAAGAUUUGCAACAGAUCUUGCAGAGGAACUGGUCUUUGAGGGAAUCAUGGAAGUUUGUCAGUUCUCGCACCCAACAACACCUACAGCAGCCACAGAUCGGUCCUUUGAUGUUGAAGAGAAGGUUGUGUAUUCAUAUGCUACGGAUUUGUCUGAAUCAGUCCUGCAGGAAGCCUUUAUUGAACUGUCUCAAGUGGAUGUUACAUUUAUGACUCAAGCAGCUAUUAGCAUUUCUUUGGAUAAUAUAAAAGAUGUUGGUGGAGAAACUGUAGCACAGGCAUUGCAUAAUUCGAGCGAGCAGGUCAGUGUUCGGGAAAGGGCGUUCUUUAGAAACCCUGAAGGACAUCUUUCACGGAACGGGAUGCAAAAUACUUUUGACGAUGUGCAUUUGACAGAGAAGGGGUUCACUAUGGAAAAAGGUUUACUUUGUCUUUCUGGUAUUGUGAGUUGUAUAUCUGUUCCCCUUGCUGGAAAAGCGCUUUCUUGCAUUUGGAAUUCGUCAGAUUGCUGUCAGAAAUCAUAUUGUCCCCGUGGACCAUCAGAAACGAAAACUGCAAGUAUUGAACUUGGCGGAUCGUGUUUCAUGAGUAAAACAGCUGAGGAAGUGUUGCGGAUGAGGUAUGUGAACCAGCCAAUGGGUCCUGAAUGGCACACACCCUGCAGUGGACAUGUUUCCCCUGAAAACAUAUUUUUGUGCACUGAGGCUAGUGACACUGACUGCAAACCAAAGCAAGGCAAAGGUGAGGACAUCUGUGCAAUUGCUGCUGCAGAACUCCCAAACUGGGAAAUACCUAGCUGCAGUUUCUCAGGAGAAAUGGUUGAUCUGGUAGUAAAUCAUUCUUUUGACCUGGUUACUCCAUCAAAACUACAGAAUACCACAGGAGAUGUUGCUGCAAAACUGAAUAGAAAAAUACUUGUUAUACCAUCUACCAGCUGUGUGUCUGGCAACAAAGAAAUUCCUGAAAACCAAUUUGCUGAGGUGUUAGCGGAAACAAUUGUAAAUAAUUCAGUGUUUAAAGUGACAACAAUGGGUAUCAAAAACCAAGAGGCUGCAUCUCAUGUAAUGUAUGGGGCAGAUUUACAGGCCGAUGCCUUAGAAAAUGCCAGAGGAAUGCACCAGAGAAUUGGUGAAUUUGAAGAAUGUCAAGAAGCGUUAUCAGUUGGAAGACUAAUUCCAUGUGAUGGACGGAAAGGUGCGUUUUCUCAGUCACCAGAUCUGCUGAGAACACCUCCGGUCUCACCUGCUGACUCUACUGCCUUCAAACGUUUGACUAUUCCCAGGUGCUUUGCCCAAGAACUUAAGGGUCAUUUAGCAGAAGAGUUUCCUCCAUGUACUCCGCCACCUAGUCCUACGAUCACUCGAAAGAAUUUAGGUACGGAAAGUACCGAAGGUCUGGGCGGUCCUGAGCUUGCAGAUACUCUGAAGUCAUUGACUGAACAACUUCAAAGUGAAGUCUCAAUUACAACUCCUGGCAACCCAACAGUAGAGAUUCAAGAGUAUAACCAAGAAAGUGCGACUUUAGGGAUAGGAGCAGGAUUGCUUGGCAAGCCAAGGAUCAAACUUAACAAGGAUAAUUUAUUUUCAGAGGAAGACUUAAUCGGCAGCAAAAGAUGCUCAAGCAGGUCUCCUGGCACGCCACCGCCAACCCCACAUCAGCCUCAGCAUUCUUGCCAUGAGAAUAAUAUAAAGAAUUUUACCAGACAACUGAAAGGAGAGCUGGCUAAAGAGUUCCUGCCAGUAACGCCACCAUCCACCCCGCGGAGGCACUCGGUUCCAUGUUUGGCACAGCUGACUCAGGACACGGAGGAGAAAGCAGAAUUUGUGCUGCAACUGAUGAGGUCUUUGUCUGAGGAAGUUCUGAGCAAUGAUGACGAGGAUGGAAACUUUGAUCUGUUUGCGGGAAAAGCUGAAUCUUACGUCCAACACACUCCAACUAGAGCAAAAGCAAAAGUUCUGGAAAAAGAAGAGUUGAGGUUAGGUAUUGAAAGAAGCACUCUACAAUAUGCGAGUCAAUUGGCGUCCAGCAUAGUUUCAAUGGCAACCGAAAUAGCUGCAAUUUGCUUGGAAGAUACUGGCAAAUGUGAUGGUGAUACAAAGCAUUUUAGGAUCUCCCCCAACAAACUCUGGAAAUCAGGAGUUCGGAGCGAGUUCCAUGCUAAAGCCAUUUCCCCUUCAACACUAACAGAAAGAGAACUUUCAGACGAAGUUGUUAACCCUUUGUGGAGUUACGCAGGCAAGGUGGCAGGGGAAGUCAUUCGAGAUGCCAAAAAAAUGAUCGGUUCCAUAAAGUAUAAGAAGAGAAAAUUCAAAGAUUAUUGGCAAACUGAAAGUAAUGAGUCCAGCUACGGGGAUCAGGAAAAUGGUGGGAAGGAAAAACUAAAUGUUGUGGCAGACCAGUGGUCGCAUGAGCUUAUGGAAUCCGUACUUCACGUACCCCAAAGUCAUAAUACCACUGGGUUAUUGUCUAAGCAUUCAAGCUGUGAGAGUGUGACUGAUGAAUAUGCAGAAUACAUCAUAAGAAUGAUUAGUCGAGAGGGUGGAAAUGGUGAGUUAAUAUUGGAUCACUAUGCUAACAGGCUUGCAUGUAGGACUGUAAAAGCAGGUCUGGAACAAGCAGCCAGGCGAAUUAAGCAAAAGUAUAAGAGGCGAUUACUCUUGUCCCAGCAAUUCAGAGGUGAGAAUACAGCUAAAGAGCUUUUUAAAUUUCUGACCAGGGAGCAAAAUCAUGAUCCGGAUCAAAGCAGAGGAAGCAGUGAUCAAAGAAUGAUCAGAUGCGACUCGGUAGAUCUAUUAAGGUUUGCAGAAUCGGUUGCACAAAAUAUUACCUAUGAAGUCACGCAGAAAUUACAAACAACGACUGUAGCUCAUGGGUUACCCAAAUCCCUUACAGAUUCUUGUCUGUACAAGAGGUUGCAGCUAGAACAAAUGGCUGAAGAUCUUAUUAAAAAGACAUGGACUUGUUCAAUUCAACCCAUCAUCCAGAGAAACAAACUGUACCAUAGUACAGGAAGUUUGAAUGAUUACGGCUAUAACUGUGAGGAUAUGCAUCGGUCACUGCAACAUUAUGAUGGGAAAGUGGUCAAUCCCGCUUACGAGUUGAAUGCCACUGAAGCCGAGGAAAACAACAGACAGAAAGAUUGUUUGGCAUAUGCCGAAACAUUGUCAGAAAUGGUUUUACAAUCAUCUUUAACAGACAAUGGAUCAAGAUGUUGCACUAAUAGAAUCCAGACUACUGGGCUGCUGAACAAAAACACAGUACGAUCACAGUGGCACGACAAAUAUUCUGUUAAACCAAUCGUGCGACCAAGACCAGAGCACCUUUGUCAGAGAUCACCAGUGGCGUGUCAGCUGGAUAUACCUCGGAUCCACAUUGACGGGGAACAGAGAGGAUAUUUUGUAGACAAUAUGAUCUCAGCAGCUAUUGAAAAAGCCAAACGAGAGCUCAGCAAUACAAGCUUGGCAGCAGAUAGUGGUAUUGGACAUGAUGGAAUAAGCUUCACUGAAAGUCUUGCUGCAGAAAUAAUUACUUCAGCCAUGAUAAAUGCCAGCCAGUCCAUCAUAAGUGGUGGUCUUAAAGACGGAUUGUGCUCUGCUGAUUCGGCCACAACUAGCCAGCAGCUCAGCCUCAGUGUUGGUGAUGACAGUACUGGGAGCUGGUCUAACCUGAGUUUUGAAGACGAACACCCAGAUGAAACCAGCAGCUUCCUGCACCUCAGUGACAGUAAUGGUAACAGCAGUAGCUGGAGCAGUCUGGGUUUAGAAGGAGAUAUAUAUGAGGAGAAUAUAUCCUUUCCACCAUCAGACAGUGAUGGGGCUGAAGAUAAAGAGGAACAAAAAGAAGACUCUGAAGGGUUGAUGGGUAUUAUAGAAACAUUAUUGAUUCUGAACGUUGACCUAGAUGUCUCGAGUCUCGAUGCUCAGUUAAGAACAGUGUUGCAGUGGAUAGCAGCCUCGCAGUUUCAGUUGUCUUUGGUCCACUUUAAGGAAUCGUUUGAAAAUGAGCUGUCGCAUUUUCUCGCAGUGGUAAGAAGAGCGAAAGAGAAGGACUGGAAGGUUUGUGAUCUGCUUCAGGAAGUAGUGAAGUACUGUGAAAUGAAGGAGCCAAGAGGUGCUGGAGCUCCCUUCAUACACAAGCCUCUAUUUGACUGGCUCCUGGAGAAUACCUAAAUCACUCACCCAUAAAUGAAUAGCACUUGACCCCACUGUGAGAAGGAUCAUGAGCUCCAACAUGGCAAAAUAUUAAGAAAUGUGCAGGUUUUUAAAUCCAGAAUCGUAAGCUGGGUUCUAUACUUACAGAAGGCUUAUUGGUUAAAAAGUACACAGUAAUGUACAAUAAAAGGACAGAUUACAGAUCCCAAAUUAUACACAAGAAGAAAUAAACCUAUGAAAUUCAAUGGGCUAAAGGUUAAAUUAACGCUUUAGUGUGUGUACGUGAGGGAGGUUGGCAAUGCAUCCAUUGUAAUUUCUCUUUUACCCCUCCUCUUCCCCGCAGGAAAACAUAGUUGGGAAGGGAAUUGGUUUGGAGCCUUGAACUCAUUUGAACAAUAUUGCUUUUGAACCUUGCUCACAUAGCCUCCUGUUUGGCGUUUAAAGAGUGCUGUCACUUCAGACUUGUUUCUGGUCAGAUUGGCAUCGUUCCUUCAUACUAAAUCUUAUGGAAAAGCUCAGUCUGUAGUGAAAUUAAAACUUGAAGUGACAACAUCAAAGGAAGUUAUGAGAUUACACUUUUUUAAAAAAAAGUCUCUUUACAAUCUUAGCUGUUUUUUUUAUAAAGGAAACACAUUUUGCACAGGAUUGGGCUAGUCUGUGAUGCAGCCACCUGUCCCAAAUUGGAUUAAUCUGCCCACAGUCACUCACUAAGAUCAAAUAUGAAAGUUUGAGACUUGGAACAUUUUGGUGCAAGUAUAGUAAUGCACAAAUCGCCACCUUCAAAAAUUUGGGUGAUGGAUGCUUAACUAGAUGAAGUGAGCCAGGACCACUGUACAAUGUCCACUCCUUUCAACUCCACUUAACUGUUUCCUUUAUUAUGUAAACUGUAACCAUAUACACAUAUGAGGUUAAGGCGCACUAAAAUCCUAGCUUUGCUGAUGUUGUGCAGCUUUAUUGAUGUGUGUUAAAGUUUUUCUUAUAAAAAUACAUAUCAGUAUCUUCAUAACUAUAUAGCCACUUGUGCUCAUCAUUGGUGUAGUAUCGGUGCUGAUAUGUCAGCAGGCAAACACGAAAGCCUGGCAAAGCCUGUCAAGGUUUGUGUUCUCGGACUGUGGGAAUGCUUUAUUUAACAUUCAGCUUGUGCUCAAGCACCCUGCCAGAUCAUUAAGGUUCAAAGUACUGUAUCAAGUUGUCGAAUUCAACAUGUUCUUUAGACUGUGUUUUAUGUAUGUGGUGGUUUAUUUCAGAGACAUCUGGGUUCCAUGCAAUAACUCUUGCAGUCUCUGUUACUGAUUUACAAAAAGUUUGAUAAUUUUGGAGCUACCUAAGUUACCCUAAUGCCAUUAGUAUGGUAAAAUCUCGCAGGCAGAAUUGUGCUUGGAAGCCUCACUUAACAGGUCUACUUUUAAAAUGCCAGGAAUUUCAAACAGAUAAAGGAGAUGCAUAUUGAAACAACAUUACAUUAAGAUCUUAAACUUAUUUUCCUGAUUGAAUAUAGAGAUGUGGUGCUUUACACUUCCUGCUUCAUAUCAGGGCCUCAGACCCAUUUUUUAAAAAAAACACACCCAAUUUCAGAGUUCUACGCUUCCACUUGACUGGUCCUUUAAAAACAUUGAACAAUCGAAACCAGGAAAGUUCUUGGGCCAUCCAUUGGAGCAUCUAGGAAUAGAGAAGAGUGGUAUUGAACUGCACUUGCACCUUAAUCCUGGAGCAGUGGGUGCAAAUGACACCAUCUCCUGCAGGUGCCCUCAAUUGCCAGGAAAAUUGCAGCUUAUCACUGCUCAUGGGUUAAUAUAAAUGAGCAUUUAUCUUUGCAUUGGAUUUAAUCACCUCGUUAUAACAUUUACUGAGAUAUGUAUUUCUGGCAAGUUUGUUAAAAUGCUUUUGACUAGCAUUUCUGUGCUGGUCUGAGAAGUAGCCACAAGUAUUACAGGAGACAUUGUUUAAUUAAAAUAAGAAACUCUCAACCGUUCAGUUCCAUCCAAGUGACCCACAGGUUAAAAUUGCAACCCUUUAUUAUUGUCGUACAUUAAUUUGGCAAGUAUCAGGAUGCUUCUUAAGCAUGGUGAUGGGUUCCUGCAUUGGUCUGAAACCCAGCUGACCAUAAAAGAACCCAAAUAGCAAAAAAGUUAGAAAAAAAGGAAUGUAUCAGUGAGCCACAUUAUUAGCUGUAUAACCACACAUCUGUUGUUGAUAUUUUUGAAGUAUUAUAUUUGACAUUCCUGGUAUUUUAAUUAGCGACCUGGAACUGGUAGAUCUUGAAAUGGGGGAGAUAUGUUGCUACGUAUCUCCUGUCAGGUUAAAUAGAAACAAAAUUUCCACCAAUGUUUUGUAUACUUUCAUCAGCACCCUGAUAAUGUUGGAAAGCUACAGUGAUGAUCAUAUUACAGGCUGAAUUGAAAUCUCUGUUCCUGGUGAAAUCUGGUUUUACUGUUUUAUGGAAAGAUAAAUGAUCAAAAUAUAAAUGAACGAGACCCAUUCCAGCAAUUGAUGGAGGGCCCUCUAUCUUCCAGAUGAAAUUCAAAGAAGUUAAAAAUGUUGCCUAUAAAGAAAAUGUUGCUCGAUAUCCAGAGACUUUAUUUUUUCAGACAGUUUGAGAUGAGAAACAAAGUCCUUGAUUGUGUUGCAAAAGUUCAUUAAUCUUUUCCUCCAAAAUAGGUGUCCGCUUGGGCUAGUUGGUAACACUCUCGCCUCUAUGUAAGAAGGUUGUGAGUUCAGAUCCCACAUCGGGACUUUGCACUACUGUGUAGGCUCACACAGUAGUGCAUGUCUGGCGGAGUGCUGCAUUGUUGGAGGUGUCGUCUUUCAGGUGAAACAAACCAAGCACUAUUCGUAAGGACGUUAAACAUCCCAUAGCACUAUUUGAAAAUAAAAGGGAGUUUCUCCCUGUAUUCUGGUUACAAUUCCUUAGUUAAACAUGGCUGUUAGUAGGACAUUGCUGUGUCCAAAUUCGCUGCCACAUUCGUAUACAAAUACUCAGUUACUGCACUUUACAAAAAAGCUAUGUGGAGUGCUUUGAGAUCCU